AUGUCUCAGACAUACGAAGCAGAAAAGCAGGUAGCCAUCGCUGCCGUCAGGCGUGCAUGUGCCUUGACUGCCUCGGUCUUCAACAAGCUCGCCAAGAACGAAACGUUGCUGAAGGAAGACGAGAGCCCAGUUACAAUUGGAGACUACUCUGCGCAGGCGGUCAUCGGCACCGUCCUCUGCCGCGCUUUCCCAGACGACCCCAUCGUCGGCGAAGAAGAUGCCGCCUACCUACGUUCAGAACGCGGAGUGGCUAUGCGCAAACGCAUCGUCGAGCUCACAAAUGAGGCGUUUACUGCGCCGCUACAGCUUGGGGAGAAGGAGUGGGGGCUGGGUCCGAGCUACGCCCAGAGCCCGGAGCAGAUCAUGGAUAUCAUCGACCGUGGGAGCUAUAGUGGUGGCCGGACAGGGCGUUUCUGGACACUGGACCCAAUCGACGGCACGAAGGGCUUCCUUCGCGGCGAGCAGUACGCUGUCUGCCUCGCGCUCAUUAAGGACGCACGCGUCGAGCUCGGCGUCAUGGGCUGUCCAAACCUCCCUGUAGACGCGUCGAGCCCCGACGGUGCGCGCGGCUGCCUGUUUGUCGCAGCGCGCGGGGCAGGCGCGUGGCAGCUGCCGCUCACCGCGGGCGACCCCGGUGCGCCGGUGCGGCUGACGAUCCCGACGUGCGCGCAGGACGCGCUCAACCUGCUCGAGCCCGCCGAGGCGACGCACUCGCGGCGCUCGUUUAACGAGCGCGUUGCGGAGCUGCUUGGUAUCACACGUGCGCCGACGCGAAUGGACAGCCAGGCCAAGUACUGCGCGCUCGCGCGCAGUGAUGGCGGAGUCUACCUGCGUAUACCCCAUGAUGUCAGAGACAGGGCGAUGAUUUGGGAUCAUGCCCCUGGAUCCGUUCUGGUUGAAGAAGCGGGCGGGAUAAUCACCGAUUCCCGAGGCUUGCCGCUGUACUUCGGUCUCGGUCGCACUCUUGACGGUAACUUCGGUGUGAUAGCCUCUGGCAAGCCCGUCCACGCCCAAGUGCUCGAAGGCGUGAAAAAGGUCAUGGAAGAGGAAUUAACAUAACGAAGCGCAGCUUACCCACUUGGGAAAGGUGCAAGAGCCCUGACGCAACGC
Phanerochaete carnosa HHB-10118-sp is the source of this 1110-nucleotide messenger RNA. RefSeq lists its product as uncharacterized. Gene Ontology annotation, molecular function: 3'(2'),5'-bisphosphate nucleotidase activity. The transcript has 4 exons. The coding region runs from base 1 to 1059 and encodes 352 amino acids. Gene Ontology annotation, biological process: sulfate assimilation. NCBI's taxonomy places the organism in Eukaryota, Fungi, Basidiomycota, Agaricomycetes, Polyporales, Phanerochaetaceae. The record is from RefSeq and is a predicted model, not a curated record.